Astrephomene gubernaculifera is the source of this 2229-nucleotide messenger RNA. The record is from the annotation of a GenBank genome assembly. Lineage: Eukaryota; Viridiplantae; Chlorophyta; Chlorophyceae; Chlamydomonadales; Astrephomenaceae.
CGUCACCCCACUUACUACCUUGUAACUAAAUUGAUUAAGAUGCAUUGCUUGUGCUGAGGAAAGAGCCUUGCUGGUAAAAGACCAAUCCUAGCCAGGAGCCAUCCAUCAUCUCAAACUCUUAAGUUAUAUGCUAGUUAAAAAUGAGUUAUCACCCAUUGCUGCGCGAGGCGACGCAAUCAAUAUCCUUGCCAGCAAAUGUGCCAUCGACUGCUGUCUUCGGUCAGCGCGGCAAGGUUUUGAAAAGAUUUAGAGACCUUACUGGGGCUAGGGUGAGUUACUCGACGGAGGAUAAUCGAUUGGACUUUUUCGGGCGGCCAAGUGAAGUCGCAGCGGCGGCCGGGCUCGCGGAACGCACGGUUCGGCAGUACCUAAACACAGGCCAGCACAUCGCGCGCAAACAAGUCCUCAACGUCCUGUGUCCCGAACUCUCCACCGCACCCGCCGUACACCUCCUCCCCGCCAGCCGCCCCAUCACCACCCUCACCGGUCCCGUGGAAGCCUUCUUCCUCUCCCCCUCCUCCUCCCCGCCCGCCUUCCCCUCCCCCUCCUCCUCCCUUCCCUUCCCUCCCCCCGCCGCCCGCGCACCCCAGCAGCCCCUCCUCCUCCCCGCCUCCUCCCUGGACGCCUGCCUCGACCAACUCAUAGACCUUGCCACCACCCUCAGCCUGGAACACCCCGCCGAAUGCGACUCUGCGGAGCUCAGGUUGUACCUGGGAAAGGCAGUGCUGAGCGAGGUGGCCACCAGCGUGCGGGAGGUGGCCGGCGAGGAGCUGCUGGAGUGGCGCUACCCGCUGGCGAGGGCGAUGUUCGACACGUCGUUGCCCAGGGACACGAUCAGCUCGCUGGACAGGCACCUCACCUCUCGCGGCCUGGUGCCCACCCAGCAAACCAAAUCCGCCUCCCUGCACCUCGAAUCCUCCAUCCCCUGGAUCCAAUACCACCCCACCUUUGUCGUACAGCCCGCCGACGGCACCCUGCGCCUGCACAAGCUGGAGACGCAGGGCUGCAAGCCCUUCUCGCUGGCGCUGGUGGGGUUGCCGGAUCAGUUGGAUGUACGGAUGCGGUACGUGGCCACCACGCAGUACGGCGAUGAAGAUCCGGUGGCGGCGGAGCUCAGGCGGCGGGAGAGCGAGUUUGCGCUCGUGAACAAUGUGCAGGUGACCAUCCCCGCCGACCUGCGGGAGUCCCUGGACCUCACCCUCACCUCCGCACGGGUCAAGCUCAAGCGCGUGUACGUCACCCCGCAACCCAUGCGGCCCCCGCUACCGCCCUCCUCCUCAUCAUCAUCAUCCUCGUCAUCAUCACCAGCAGCAGCAGCAGCAGCAGCGGUAUCAACCUCCACACCCGUUAAACGCACGCGAGGGCGCAAGUCCGUUGCCUCCGCCGCCUCUUCUUCUUCCACCUCCACCUCAACAACAGCACCACCACCCCAGCCCGCGUCCGACCUGCCUCCCAUCAGCCUGCGGGUAUCGGUCGCCGCGGUGGUUGACAACCUGGGCGGAAAGCGGUUGGAGGUAACGGUUGCCUGCCCCGAGAUCAAUGAGGCGCUGCUGCAGCUGCACCGGCAGCGGGCGGAGGCGCCGGGGUUCAGGGAGGUGCUGGGGGGUCAGCUGCGGUCGCUGCUGGCGCACAUGGAGGACCUGAGGGCAAAUGUGGCGUUCGAGCCGUGAGUCAGGAGCAGGAGGGGGAGGAAGUGAAGCGCAGGAGGAGGGGAAGCAGCGCAGGAGGGGAGGCAGCGCAGGAUGAGGAGCAGCGCAGGAGGACGUAUACCGGUAUAGCUAGCGGUCAUUCAAAUUAGCUAGAGUGAGAGAGUGAGCACAGCAGGGCGACAUUUCCUAAUGGCAUCAUGUGGUAUCGGGUUGGGUUGCGCGUGUCAGUGCCUUCCGCCUUCAGUGUAUGGGUUGCUUCAUAGUGUUGUGAGGCAGCUGGGCUUCGUUCGGUUUCCCUGACGGAAUAAUCACGCGUCUGUUCAGGCGGGCCGCGCGGCUGUGUGGGGUGUGCAUAGUGCAAAUGGCGCACGAGGAAAGAAAAUAACAUGCGUUGGAUUUGCGACGACCGGGGGUUUGCUUAAACUUGAGGAACAAGUGUGGAAAAGUCAGCGUCAACGGGUGUGGUGGCAGACUGGGGGGCUGAAAUGGGGACCGCGAUGCCCUUAUCGCCGUCAGACCGACCGUGCACCGAACCCAUAGCCUAUACCGGUAUGCAAUAUGCACAGCUCAGAGAGGAAAG